GUACCAUUAGGCAGAAAGGGUUCAUUCGCUGGACGGUCUCAGUCACAGAGUAGGCAGACGAACACAGAUAACAUCGAAGAAAGCUACUCUAAUUGCCCAAUCAGUUUACCUGUCAACUGCCGUUGUUAUUGUCAUUAGGAUGGACAGGCCACGAGCAACGACUGACCAAGGUCAGAUGUCCAGUGUAACACGGCAGCAGCACUAUGGCCAGGCGCUAACACCGGACAGUUCUCCUGCGCUCUCUCCAGCCUCAGUAUCUAGUGGGAGCCACACCUCCAUCAGCCCUGGCCUCACGAUGGCGAAACAUACGCCUUUCUUCGUACAAGAUAUCCUCGACCCGAGGAAAUUCACCGGCUCCACGAGCCCUAUCUCCCGCGUGUGGCACCCGUGGGGUAAAGAGGAGAAGCUGGGGUCGGAGCCGCCCACCAGCCCGGCCGGUAGUUCAAGUUGUGAUUCCAUAGAAAAGACUGCUCCAGACUUCAGUGAGAAUUCAAGGCAGGACUCCGAGAGCGAGCUGAAAUGUAAAGAGGAAGACCUCAAGGACGAGAUGAGCGAGGCAACGACAGAAGUGGACGAUACUUUAUCCCAGCGGUCGACCGCAGAAGUCAGUUCUUUGAGUUUAGAAAACUAUUCAGGUGAUGAGGAUUCCAAAGAAGGGAUAGACAGUCCAUACUCCCUGAACGAUAGCAAUUGUAGCAGCAAGGGCGGGAAAGCACGGCGCGCUAGGACUGCAUUUACCUACGAGCAACUUGUUGCAUUGGAGAACAAAUUUAAAACCACGCGCUAUCUGUCAGUCUGUGAACGUUUGAACUUAGCACUAAGCUUAAGUCUCACGGAGACGCAAGUGAAAAUUUGGUUCCAGAACCGAAGAACAAAAUGGAAAAAACAGAACCCUGGCAUGGACGUGAACAGCCCUACUAUCCCACAUCCCCCACACGGCAGCCUGGGAGGGGGCUUGUCUUCGUAUGCGCCUCAGACAUACACUGCUGCCCUCUUGUAUGGGCAACCAAUGCACCCCCUACUACACAACCCGCACCCGGGAUAUUUUCUGGGCCAGUCCCACGGCUACCCAGUGUCAGCAGGACUACCCCCACAGGCAUCACCCCCACCGGCACACCAGUACUAUCCCAGUCUGGGACAUCACUUGUAGGACUCACUGUUAUAUAAUGGAACUUUCUUAGACUGCAUGUUAAAGAAGGAGGAGGCGAUUUUUUUCUCUCUCGCAAAAUUAAGCGAGUAUUUUACUUCAUAAGUAAAACAUGAUUUAAAUAUAUCGCAUUUGAAUGUAUUUUUUUCUGAUUUAGUUGAAAAAAAAAACAAUUGCAAUUUGAGAUCACAGAGCGAGAGAGAGAAAGAAGCAGAUCGUCUCGAACUUUAAACUUAUUGAGAAAAUCGGUUUGUCUGCAUUAUUUUCAAUAGAUUAAAAUGUGAUAUGUCCUUUUGAGGUGAAAUUGUCAAAAAAAGGGAAAUAUUACCAAAAUAUCAAAUGAGUAUUUCCCUUCUUCAGUUCACCUCCAGUACCUCAAAUAUUUCUGUUUCCCUGGGGUCGUUGGGCAUUGUAAACGGUGUUUAAGUUUGAGAGUCAAACCAGCUAGGUGAAUCUUUAAGUUUAUAAGAUGUAUGUAUUUAUUUGUUCAUCAAAUGAAACUUUUGUAACACUUUUUUUAGAUUGCUAUGCCAGAUAUUAUAAGGAGAGCUUGCCAUGACAUCAGGGCGUCACUAAGUGAUGACCGAUUGUACAGUUUGAGAUUUAUUUUUAUGAAACGUUUAUAGUAACAUUAGGUAUUUUGUUGAUAGGAUAUGACAAAUAUGACUCUUUUUUUCUGUUCUAGCGCCCUAGUGCUUUAAUGUAAUAUUAGUUAUAGCAAACACAUUAACGAGCACGAAUGACGCAUACCUCAUAUUUCAGUCGGGUCAAAUUGAAUAAGGCCGCAACUUGCCAAUUUGCGCAUGCUCAAGUGAGGUGCUACCAAGUUAUUAACAUUAUCUAGUCACCAGCAAAAAAUUAAAACAAUGUCUGUAUCAGUUGAAAGGUUUGCAGCUAUUGUUCUUGUUCAUUUUCCUGAUCGUGAACUUAUGCUGUUACAUUUGGUUAUGAUUGAAUGAUACCAUAAAUAUUAAACAGAAUUGGAUCUAUAACCCAUAUUUACUUGUAUUUUCAA
Lingula anatina is the source of this 2162-nucleotide messenger RNA. RefSeq lists its product as uncharacterized. The record is from RefSeq and is a predicted model, not a curated record. Gene Ontology annotation, molecular function: DNA-binding transcription factor activity, RNA polymerase II-specific; RNA polymerase II cis-regulatory region sequence-specific DNA binding. Gene Ontology annotation, cellular component: nucleus. NCBI's taxonomy places the organism in Eukaryota, Metazoa, Brachiopoda, Lingulata, Lingulida, Lingulidae. Gene Ontology annotation, biological process: regulation of transcription by RNA polymerase II; cell differentiation.